This is a messenger RNA of Miscanthus lutarioriparius, 2109 nucleotides long. Lineage: Eukaryota; Viridiplantae; Streptophyta; Magnoliopsida; Poales; Poaceae. The record is from the annotation of a GenBank genome assembly.
AUGGCGGCCGAUAAGGUCAAAGUAAGUGGUUCGCUCUAUUUGCCCUGGAUCCGAGUCGAAUCAAAGGAGGAUACCCCCAAAUCAAAAUUCACAGCAAUGGUUCGUGUAAAAGCGCCACCAUCGGUACCUAGUAAUAAUGCGUUCCCCAUACACCUAGUUGUGGCGCUCGAUGUCUGUGGUACAACGGGCCAGCCGGCAACAGGACCAAGGUUGGACCUGCUGGAGAUGAUGAAGUUUAUCAAACGAGAGUUGUUCCAUGGAGACGCGACACAACACAAGGUUGACGUCGUGACUGCGUUCGGUGAUAGUAUUUCGGAACAGCUGCCCAUUGCCCAUUGGAUAUCUGCGCAACGAAAGCAGGAAAAUCUUAUGCGCAAGGGUGGAACUGACCUUAAACCAGUCUUGGAGCGCACCCUCCACGCCCUGGAGAAACGUCGUCAAUCUUCCGUGGAUCGUGUUGGCUUCAUCAUCCUCGUGUCGGAUGGAGAGAGCAAGUUAGACCGUGGUUUUGAAAAAGAACUUAGCAAGUACCCGGUCCACGCCUUCGGCUUGGGUAAGAAUCAUGACCCCAAGGUUUUGUAUCGUAUCGCCGAGAAAUCCAGAGGAACCUACUCGUCCGUUCCGGUUGCGGACACGGACACGGAGGCGGCGAAGCUCAACAACAGCAAGCUGGUGAUGGAAGCCAUGGCCUUGUGCUUAGGCGGGCUCAAGAGUGUUGUGGCCAUCGACACGCGCGUCAAAAUCAGCGUGCCCGACGACACAGCAACAGCAGACACCCUUAUUAUUCAAGACCUGAAAAUAGUAGAGAUCCAAUCAGGGGGCCACGAAAUGGAAAUCAAGAGCACGGGAAAGGAAGGCGAAAUUUCCGUCGGCGUCCUCUACGCUGGUGAGGUGAAGGACUUCAUCGUCCGCCUUCAAUUCAAGAGCACUAAGAGCAGCAACGGGCGAACCCGAUCGGCUGUUCUUACCGCUGCUGUGGAGUACUAUAAGGAUAUUUCAAGCAAGCAGCAGCAGAGGGCCCGUACUGUCACCGAAGAAUACAAGGUGCGGCUCCUAGUCACAUCAAGCGAUAAUAGUGCAGCCAGGGAAGCGUACAAAGAUUUAGAGCAACAGGCUCCCAACUCCAGGGUCCUGCAACAGAUGAUCUUAUUCGAGGUGGUGCAAAUGCUGCUCAGCUUUGCAAAGGAGGAGGAGGAGGCCAAGGCCAAGGCCAAGGCGGAGGCCAAAACCACCACCAACAUUAAUGAUGCGAAUGUGGGAAACCUGCAGAAGAGGUGGAACGACAAGCUAAAGAGCCAAGGAAAUCUACCCCGGAUGGCCCGGGGGAAUGACCUUGUCGACCUGCAGCGAAUCGACGAGGCCAUGGCUGCGAUGGUCUCGAGCCUGGAGGGAGGCUCGGGGUUGGGCUGCAUCUAUUCCUGGGUGUCGAGCUGCCAGAUGCAGCGCGCCACCACCACGGGUCUGCCAGUGCCACCGCCGUUCCGCCUGACGCCAGCCAUGGAGGCGGCGGCGCGCAACGUGUUCGACAAGUGGGACGAAAGUCGUCGCAGCGACGCAGCAUCCUUCCUCGAGACGUCGUUGAACUUCGGGAACAAAGUGCACGAGGCCGUCAAAGCAGCGAUCGAGGGUGGUGGUACCCAGACGACCGGCAGCGGCGACAAUCCCGCCGCCGCCACCACCCUGGAUGAUGAUCUCAAGGACGACAUCAAGUCUACGAUUGCCAUACGGCUGUUCGACUGCUGCAUCGAAUUAAAGAAAAGCAGUUCCAAAGACGACUUGCUCAAAAUAUACGAGGCCGCCCAAGUAGCCAUCAACUAUUGGCGCCGCGUCCAGGGAAAAUCACUUCCGGCACCGGCAGCCAGUGAAGCGGCACCAGGCACCAGCCCAUCAUCAGCCACCAACCCACCUGCAGACCGUAAAUAUGCAUAUGGUAUAUGCAUAUAUGUAUGGACAGUAAAUUAUCAAUUCCUCAGUGUAAUCAGAAAACAGGAAAUAAUAAUAAUAAUGCUCUACACACAGGAGCAGCAGCAUGUCACAUAUCUCUUCUCUGCAACUAAAAAUUACAAAAGAGAAUUGUUCACCGGGCGAUUUAACCUCACCUCCGCGUGA